Drepanopeziza brunnea f. sp. 'multigermtubi' MB_m1 is the source of this 729-nucleotide messenger RNA. Lineage: Eukaryota; Fungi; Ascomycota; Leotiomycetes; Helotiales; Drepanopezizaceae. The record is from RefSeq and is a predicted model, not a curated record.
AUGGUUAGAUUAAGAUAUCGAAGAGUCAUAAAUGAAGCUUGUAAUUACCUUGAAUUGCAAAGCCGGUCCUUUCGAACACACACAAAUAUAAGGGCUCAAGACAAGAAGGCCGAGAUUACCUUAGAAUCUUUGAUUAAAGAUAUCACCGACGAAGCUAAAGCUAACGAUUCUACGAGAACAAUCUACGGCCAAGCUUUAUACGGAAAUAAAUCCAACUCUAUAAACAAUUUAAGUGGAUACAACAAGUCGAAGGCUCAAUUGCUAGCUGACAAGAGACUUGAUUACAAACACUGUAAGCAGCCUAAACCUUUACACUCCCUCGAGGAUUGCUUCGUUAUUAAUAAAGAGCUACGAGAGGCGUUUGAAAAGAGAACUAGCAAGAAGUCAGUCCUUUACUUCCAGCGCAAAAGAGGAAACAAAAAGAAGGACGAUGAGGAGGUCGAUGACGAGAUCUUUAGCUUCGCACUCCUUCUUAGCUUAGACUCUACCAACAAUUCUAUCAAUUCAACCUUACACAAAGACCGUUGGCUCUACGAUACUAAAGCAAUUGAUCACGUGUGCAACGAUCCAUCUAAGUUUUUUGAGUAUAUAGCUAGAGAUGAUCUCCCUUUUAUGAGCAGUUUGAGUAGCUUAAUUCGACCCUUCGGUAUUGGAACUUGUAUCAUUAAAUCCUUUAAAACCAAUAGAAAAAGAGUGCUUAAGUGUUAUAAUACGCUCUACGUCCUUUAA